Molecule: messenger RNA, 1294 nt
Organism: Trifolium pratense (red clover)
Lineage: Eukaryota; Viridiplantae; Streptophyta; Magnoliopsida; Fabales; Fabaceae
Product: anthranilate N-benzoyltransferase protein 2
Exons: 3
Coding region: 179-1294 (371 amino acids)
Molecular function (GO): acyltransferase activity, transferring groups other than amino-acyl groups
Source: RefSeq, a predicted model, not a curated record
AAUGUUGUUAAACUUAACGAGUUAUACUCCAUGAAAGAUAUGCAUAAUGCAUAACCACCAAAUAAUUUUUUCUUAUGUAAACUAUAGUAUUUUCAUUUACUUACAUGUAAUGUAAAAAAAUUCUUAUAAAUACUUCCCUUACAUGUUGUGAGAUGAGUAAGAACAAACAGAAAUAUUAAUGGAUCAUGUUGUUGGCUCCCAAAACCAUAGCUCACAAAUGGUAGCUGUGACAAUCGUGUCGCCAGCUAAAUUAACCGAACCACAACAAAUUUGUCAAAUUCUAUUCAAUGAUGAAACAGAUAACAAAAAGAUCAAUGCAAUAAGGAAAAUUGAAGGAUGCUAUCAAAUAGUGUUGUACUAUGAAAAUGUUCAAGAUGAGGAUCAUGAUUGGUCUUUAACUGGUUGGAUUGUUGAGUCACUAGCUAGGGCCUUGUUGGAUCAUCCUCUACUAGCUGGUAGACUCCAAAAAAAGGACUUAACUGGAUUUGAAAUUGUGUCUAAUGAUUCUGGAAUAAAACUCUUGGAGGCUAACUAUCCUACAACCUUGUCUGAGUUUCUUGAGUUGAAUGAAAAGGAAUGUGAUGAUGAUCAUGAGGCUGAGCUUGUUUUUUGGAAUGGAAUUGAUGGUCAAUUUCCUCAGUUCUCUCCCCUCUUUUUUGUUCAGGUGACCAACUUCAAAUGUGGAGGAUUCUCAAUUGGCAUAAGUUGUAACCUCCUCUUGGCAGAUAUUUUGGUAGUUCAAAAAAUCCUUAAUAAAUGGGCACAAAUACACAACAUGUUACCCUCAAAUGAAGAAACUGGCGCAACCAUAUUUAACCACCCUCGUCUAAAAAAUCCGAAAUCUCUCCCAUCAGAGGACUUAAUCAACCACACUCAAAACAAAAACAGAAUUCAAAGUGUAGUAUUCAAAGUCACUACUAAGGAUGCAACUUUCAGCAAGGAAUUGUGGAAGGAAUUAGCCAUGUUUUGCAUUGAUGAAAUGGAACAAAAACUAGACAUGAAAAUAGGUUCAAGUUUUACUUUGGUUGUUAAAGAAUCUUUUGAGGUCAUUGAGGUAGAAAGUUUGACAAAGAGUGGAUAUAGUACUAUGAAGGAAAUCCUUAAGGAUCAAAUAUUUUGCAUUACAUCAUGGAAUGAUUUUGGAGUGAAUGAGGUGGUUUUUCAUGAAGAAAAUAAGCCUCUUCAUCCUCUUCAUGUUUCUUGUUGGGUUGGAUGUGUCGCUGAUACACAUGUCAUGAUAGUUCCAUGCCUAGAGGAGAAUGCUUAUGCUGUGAUUAUAGUUUCACCCUGUUAA